UCUUCUACUUUCCUUAGUCAUCUGGCCAAGGAGAAGUCAAAGCACUCACCAGGAAUCAAAGAAAGGACUACGUCAUCAUGGCCUCAGUGUCCACUCAUGGAAACCAGGAGAAAAGUCCCCACUUGCCACCAUUGAGCAAGCAGAGCCUGUUGUUUUGCCCAAAAUCAAAACUGCACAUCCACAGAGGAGAGAUCGCCAAGAUUAUGCGAGAGUGUCAAGAAGAAAGCUUCUGGAAGCGAGCUCUGCCUUUUUCUCUUAUAAGCAUGCUUGUCACCCAGGGACUUGUCCACCAAGGUUAUUUAGCUGCUAAUCCAAGAUUUGGAUCAUUGCCUAAAGUUGCACUGGCUGGUCUCUUGGGAUUUGGCCUUGGGAAGGCUUCCUACAUAAGAGUGUGCCAGAGUAAAUUCCAUUUAUUUGAAGAUCAGCUCCGUGGCGCUGGUUUUGGUCCCGAGCAUAACAGGCACUGCCUGCUUACCUGUGAGGAUUGCAAAACCAGGCGUGGAUUAAGUGAGAAGGAAGGGGCACAACCAUCCGCUUCCUAAACCGUGUCCGUGGUUUUCAAUGAUUUUUAAACCUCUAAAUUUGUACACAUUUAAACUUCCAAGUGUACUUUAAGAUAAUAUACUCCUACUGAAAGAGAAACCUUGUAAUUCUCUCAUUCCUUUGAAAUGCUUGCCGUGGAAAGCUCUCGGUUGACUUGAGCAUGGCAUAUUCUUCUUUUCCCUUAGAGCACGCCAGGAGCCAUCACACACUGCACAGGAUUGAACUUACACCCCACCUUGCUUAGAGCUUCCUGAGAGAAUUUUGAGUAGCUUCUGGGUAGUCCUCCCCGC
Acomys russatus (golden spiny mouse) is the source of this 833-nucleotide messenger RNA. It is a transcript of the gene Ociad2, whose product is annotated as OCIA domain containing 2. Gene Ontology annotation, cellular component: mitochondrial inner membrane. The coding region runs from base 78 to 542 and encodes 154 amino acids. NCBI's taxonomy places the organism in Eukaryota, Metazoa, Chordata, Mammalia, Rodentia, Muridae. The record is from RefSeq and is a predicted model, not a curated record. The transcript has 6 exons.